Paramecium tetraurelia is the source of this 11364-nucleotide messenger RNA. RefSeq lists its product as uncharacterized. The transcript has 6 exons. The record is from RefSeq and is a predicted model, not a curated record. NCBI's taxonomy places the organism in Eukaryota, Ciliophora, Oligohymenophorea, Peniculida, Parameciidae. Gene Ontology annotation, cellular component: dynein complex. Gene Ontology annotation, molecular function: ATP binding; dynein light intermediate chain binding; minus-end-directed microtubule motor activity. Gene Ontology annotation, biological process: microtubule-based movement.
AUGGGUUCCAAUAUGUUUUCAACAGAUAAACAAUUAAGAAUCACUUUGUUAGAAGUCAAAAGAAUCUGUCAAUAAAUGGCAUCUGACAUCAGAUUUCUAGAUACCUCCACUGCAAUCCCUUAAAAUCUUGACAAUUUCAAGAUUAUACAAGAUAAACACCUUAUGUCCAAAAUGGACAAAUAAUUUGACACUUAUGAAAAACAGAUUUAAUCAGUCAUAAUUGAAUGUUGCCAAAAAUCCUUAAUAAAUUACAAGGAAACCCACCGCAUCUCAUUAUAAGAGGAUGAUAAUGAGGAAAGAGCCCCUCUAUUAGUAGGGGAUGAGUCUGGGAAAGAGAUGCCGUUUACAACUGAAGCUACUAUCAGAACUCAUUAUAAAAGAUUAAAAAAAUUUGUUAAAUAUCUUGAUUAUGUUAUUAUGGAUGCCAAAUUACAAAUGAUGCAAAAUUCAGUAGAACAUAUUGUCAAAUAGAUCAGAGACUUUAAUGAAUAAUAUCGACAGAAUUUGGGAGGUAAAAGGAAAGGUUAUUAUGGAAAGGGUUAACCAUAGUGUUGGAUAAUUGUUGAAGCAGUUGGUAAAGGAGACAAUAUACUUUUUAAUCCUUAAAGGGAAUAACUUUUCAAAUUGUUUGAAAAUUUAGUCAGCAAUAGUGUAAUACGCAUAACCAAUAGACACAAGGAAAUGUUGUCAAUGCCAGAUUUAUAGUAAUAUUUACAUGAUGAUGGGAAUCAAUAAUUGGAGAAGGUUGAUGUUAAGUCAAUCCUUAAUGGAAGCGAAAACUUUCAGAACCUUUGUGGUUAAAUGAGGAGAGAAUUAGAGGUAGCAUUUGAUCAUCUUGAAUAGUAUGCUAACAAAUUGAAACCCUUUUUGUAAUGGUAUGUUGAGAACACUGGAGUUAACAUUGAGAACUAGUUCACAGAUAAGGAUGUGGAUGAAUAUCGAAAUGCCAUUAAUAGAUACAAAAAGCAGGAUCAACUAUUUCAAGAUAUGGAACCUACUUAGGAGAUUGGUGUGAUUCUAUUUGAUAAUCACAAGUUAAAGGCAAAGAUUAAAUGCAGUGCUAUGCAUUGCAUUGUAGAAUUACAAAGGUUUAUACCAGAUUACAUGUAUAAGAAAGCUAUACUGUUUACAAAGAAAACUGCUCAAUUAUAUUCUACAAUUGCCAUAUCUCCAAUUACAGUUGAGUAAUUUGUAAAUUAUAUGGAUGCUGUGAAUGUAAUUAAUAAUUAAUUCGAAGAUUUGAGUAAUACCUCAUAAGAAGUCACCUCAAUGGCUUUAUUAAUGGAUGAAUUGAAGAUUAAGAUCUAGGAUGUGCAUAAACAAAAAUUCGCUGAAUGCAUUUAAUAGGUGAGUCAAUUACGUAAAAAGGUAGAUGAUGCGAUGGUAAAUUAUGAUUAAAACUUAAAUAAAUUUAGAAAGGAUAUGGAAAGGAUGAUACCUUAGGUGGAUAAUACAGUCAAGGAUUUAAAUGAAAGAGUUUCAGAAUAACCAUUGAGUUCUUUGACUGCCGAUCUAAAUGAUAUGAUUACAUUUGUGAUUGGCAUUAGAAAAUAAGUGGACGAAUUAAAGAUUCAUGCUUAGAAAUUAAAUGAUUAUUAAAUUGCAUUAAAUCUGGAGUAUACGCCCUUUGAAAAAUUAGAAAUAUUUAAUAAUGAAUUUACACUUCUGGAAAGAUUGUGGUGUGGUAGAAAUGAAUGGGUUCAGAAUUACUCUUUUUGGUUGAAAUAACAUUACACUGAAAUCGAUUUAGAUGAAAUGAAUAAUGUAAUGGAAAAACUAUAGAAGACUGCUAAUAUGUGUGCCAAAGAAUUAGACAAAAAUGAAGUAGCAAGAGUUUUCAAGUCUGAUAUCGAAGCAUUCAAAGGCGUGUAUUAAGUACUUUAAGCAUUAAAAGAUCCAGCAAUCUCAGAUAAGCAAUGGAAUUAAAUCAGAUCAUUGAUUCUUGAGAAUUAACUAGUGUUCAAAGAACCCAUUUUAGAACCAUUCACUCCUUUGGAUGAUCCAAAGUAUGAUGUUUAAUGGAUUACGAAGGUUGGCUUAGAUUAAGUAAAAGACAAGUUGAGUGAAAUUGCUUUGAGGGCAGCUAAGGAAAUCGAAUUAGUUAAAAUGCUAGAAUAAGUUGAAUCAAUUUGGAGAUAAGCAGUAAUCACUGUUUAACCGUAUAGGGAAUCUAAGGAUAUCUUUAUAUUAGGAAAUAAUCAAGAUUUGAUUUCUAAAAUUGAUGACACUCUUUUAACUGUUUAUAAUAUUUUGGCUUCUCGAUUUGUUGAAGGUAUACGAUCUGAAAAUACUUUCAGGAAAUUGUUUGAUGAAUGGAUGAUUCAUUAAAGAAACUGGCUUUAUUUGGAACCUAUUCUGAAUUCCCCUUAUAGUGCUAAGAAUUUAGUUAAAGAGUCUAAAAUAUUUCAAUAAGCUGAUGUAUUGUGGAAGAAGUUAAUGAGAACUGUUAGAGAUAGUUGUCUAGCUAAAAGAUGGGCAGAUGAUUAUUUAAAUAGAUAAUAUUUUAAUUAAUUAAGGUAAAAUAAUAAUAAUUUUGAUGUUAUUUAAAAGGCUUUGGAUGAGUUUUUAGAGAAGAAAAGAGACGCUUUUUAAAGAUUUUAUUUUUUAUCUAAUGAUGAACUCUUAGAUAUAUUGUCAAAUGCAAAAAAUGUUUAAUCCAUUUAGCCUUACUUGAGAAAGUGCUUUGAAAAUUUGGUCAAGAUUUAAUUUGAUUAAUCAGAAAAUGCUAUAGGAAUGAUAUCUGCUGAAGGUGAGAUUGCAGUGCUUAAGGGAUAUACAGCUAGAGGAGAGGUAGAAGAUUGGUUUAAGGCUUUGGAGGAUAAAAUGAAGAGCUCACUAAAUGGAGUAAUGAGAUAGUCUCUUAUUAAAUAUCAAUUAGAAGAUACGUAGAGAAGGGAUUGGGUAUUUGAAUUCCCCUUAUAAAUAAUAAUCACUAUUGAUUCCAUAUUUUGGACUAAAAUUACUGAAGAGAAUUAUUUAUAGGCAAAUGCAGAGGGAGAUUUGGAUGACUGGUAUGAUGCUAAUGUAACUAUGCUUGAUGAAUUGACAUAAUUAAUAAGAGGAAACUUGAAUGAAUUGUAAAGAAGAACUCUUUUGGCCUUGGUCACCUAGGAUGUUCAUUUUAGAGAUAUAGUUGAUAACAUGAGAAAUGAAUCUGUUGAAGGCAUUUUGGAUUUCAAGUGGCAACAAUAGUUGAGAUUCUAUCAUGAUGAAGAAAGUGUACUAGGAAGAUAAGCAAAUGCAAAAAUUAUGUAUGGUUAUGAGUAUUUGGGGUCUACAACAAGAUUAAUUAUUACUCCCUUAACUGAUAGAUGUUGGAUGACUAUCACAGGAGCUUUUGGACUCAAAUUAGGAGCAGCUCCAUAUGGACCAUCUGCAACUGGAAAAACAGAAUCAUGUAAAGAUUUAGCUAAAGCAUUGGGUAGAUAUUGUAUAGUGUUCAAUUGUUCAGAUUAGAUUACAGCUAAAUUGAUAGAAAAACUAUUUGCAGGAUUGGCAUAUUGUGGAGCUUGGGUUUGUUUAGACGAAUUUAAUAGAAUCAAUAUUGAAGUAUUAUCAGUUAUAGCAUAGUAAGUUUAAACUAUAAGAGAAGCUCUGUUAGAAUAUAAAAUGAAUUUUUAUUUCUUUGGUAAAAAUAUAUAAUUGAAUCCUGAUUUGGGUAUAUUACUUACGAGGAAUCCAGGCUAUGAUGGUAGAACAGAGUUACCUGAUAAUUUGAAAGUACUUUUUAGACCAGUAGCUAUGAUGGUUCCAGAUUAUAGGUUAAUUUCAGAAAUUAUGUUGUUUGCUGAAGGAUUUUCAAAUUCCAAAGAUUUAUCAAGGAAGAUGAUUAAAUUGUAUCAAUUAAGUUCAGAAUAACUGAGUUAGUAAAAUCACUAUGAUUUUGGUAUGAGAGUAAUCAAAUCAAUAUUAGUUAUGGCUGGAUCAUUAAAACGAGCAGAUUUAAAUAUCAAUGAAGAUAUUCUAUUAGUUAAAGCGAUGAGGGAUAGCAAUUUACCUAAAUUUUUAUCUCAUGAUAUACCUCUAUUUAAUGCUAUAUUGAAUGAUUUAUUUCCAGGAAUAACAAUACCAGUGGAUCAAAAUGAUGAAUUAGAAACAACAAUAAAAAAUGUUAUAGAGCUUAACAAUCUAUAAUAAUAAGAUACUUUCAUAGAGAAGGUUUUAUAGUUUCAUGAAACCUUGAAAGUGAGAUUUGGAGUUGUGUUGGUUGGAGUUACAAUGGGUGGUAAAUCUUAGGUUCAAAAUGUUCUUAGGGAAUCUUAUGCUAGAUUAUAUGAGCAACACUCAUAUGCAGAAGUUGAGAAUCCAAAAAUGUACUAGAAGGUUUAGCAUUAAAUCUUGAAUCCGAAAGCUAUAACUAUAGAAGAAUUAUAUGGUUAAUUUGAUAUGAUAACUUAAUAAUGGACCGAUGGUUUAGCAUCUCAUAUAAUUAGAGGAUAAGCAUCUUUAGAAACGGAAGAUAUGAAAUGGGUUGUGUUUGAUGGGCCUGUUGAUGCCAUAUGGGCUGAAAAUUUGAAUACAGUGUUAGAUGACUCGAUGACCUUGUGUUUAAGUAAUGGAGAGAGAAUCAAGCUGAAUGCUUAGAUGAGAAUGAUCUUCGAAGUUUUAGAUUUAAAUACUGCAUCUCCUGCAACUAUAAGUAGAUGUGGUAUAGUGUACAUAGAUGAUUAGGUCUUAGGAUAUGAACCUAUUGUAUUAACUGAAGCAAUGUCCCUUAUUGACAUUCUAACCAGUGAUAUAAUAGAUCAUUUGUUAGUGUAAAUUAAGGUUUCAUUUAGUAAAUCAAUUAGUUAAGUAAUUAAACAUUGUAAAUAAUUAAUCCCUGUUCAUGAAACAUAAAUGGCAGUUGGAUUAAUUAAGAUUAUAAGAAUGGUUAUUCAAUAUUAUAAUCAACAAUUAAACUGCAAUUUAAGAGAUGAAAUUUCAAAAAAACAUUUAGAAAAGCUUUUCGUAUGGGUAUAUGCGUGGUCGGUUGGUGCUACAUUAGUAUCUGAUGAUUAUUCAAAAUUCGAGGGUAUCGUAAAUGAUACUUUCUCAGUUGAUAUUUUACCUAGAGGAUCUCUGUUGUCUUGCUUAGUUAAAAUUACUAGAGUUGAUGGAAUAGUUGAGAUUCAUUAUACUUAAUGGAGUGACAAUGUUCCACAAUUUCAAUAUGUGAAAGGUAUGAGUUACUUUGACAUGAUUGUGGAAACUCCAGAAACGGUGGCUUAUGGUUGGUUUUUGGAAUAAGCCAUAUCUACAAAUUGUCCUAUUUUUAUAACUGGAGUGACUGGAACAGGUAAGACUAUUAUAAUAAAUUCUUCUAUUCAAAAUUUAAGGGAUGGAGGAUUGAUCGCUUUGAUGCAGAUGACCUUCUCAGCCAAAACAUCUAGUUAAACUACUUAGUUAAGCAUCGAACAAAAAUUGCAAGCUUAUCGUAAGAAAGGUAGAUCUAUUCUCAUGCCUCCUCCUGGAAAGAAAUUUGUAGUAUUUAUUGAUGAUGUCAAUAUGCCAUCAUAAGAGUAAUAUGGAGCCUAGCCCCCCAUUGAAUUAUUAAGAUAGUUUAUAGAUUAUAAAGGAGUUUAUGAUAGAAGAACAUUUAAUUGGAAGAAUGUAGAUGACACUAUUCUAAUUUGUGCCUGUGGUCCACCUGGAGGAGGUAGAUCUCCUUUAUCAAUUAGAUUCACUCGUCAUUUUGUUUUGUUGGCUUUACCUAAUUCCAGCGAUGAAACCUUAUCCUGUAUAUUUAGUAGAAUUUUAAAGGCUUACUUUAAAAAUAAUUAUUUUAAAAACGAGAUCAUUGAUUUGGGUGAUAACUAUUCAAUUGUAAAUGCUACACUCUCCAUGUACUAAGAAAUAUAGAAGACACUAUUGCCUACGCCCGAAAAGUCCCAUUAUGUGUUCAAUUUAAGGGAUGUCAGCAAAAUCAUAUAAGGGAUACUGCAAGCUAAACCUUUGGUUUAUCUAAAGUGUGAUCAAAUAAUUAGAUUGUGGGCACAUGAGACAUGUCGUGUUUUUAUGGAUAGAUUAAUUAAUUAGUAGGAUUAAGAUUGGUUUAAAGAGAACUUAGUUAAAAACAUAUUCUUAUUUUUUAAGACUGAAUACAAGGUCAAUGAAUUAUUUGAUUCAUAACGACCUUUUAUGUUUGCUGAUUUUUAGAAAAAAGUAGAAUUAUAAGAUCGCAUUUAUGAAGAAGUCAAAGAUUACAAUUAACUUGUCAAGGUUAUCAAUGAAUAUAUGAUUGGAUAAACCAAACUGAAUUUAGUACUCUUUAAGGAUGCAAUUCAAAAUUUAACAAGAAUUAACAGAGUGUUAAGAUAACAAAGAGGACAUUAUAUGUUAGUAGGAGUUGGAGGUUCAGGUAAGAAAUCCUUAAUAUAACUGGGAGCUGUAUUAGCUGGAUGUAAAGUUGAAACAAUUGAAUGCAAGAGAAAUUAUGGAAAAAAAGAGUUUAAGGAAUUUUUAUUUAGGAUGAUGUGUGCUGUUGGAAUCGAUAAUAAAUAAAUUGCUUUUGCUUUUACAGAAACAUAAGUUCUUUAAGAAGGAUUCUUAGAGGAUAUCAAUAGUCUCCUCAAUUCUGGUGAGGUACCAAACAUGUUGAAGAAAGAAGAUUUGGAGUUGAUUCAUUAAGGUCUAUAGGCAGAAGCUAAAGAACUAAACAUUAAUCAUAUAUAUCCUUACUUUGUAUAAAAAGUGAGAUCAAAUCUACACAUUGUUUUAGGUCUCUCACCUAUGGGAGGGAAAUUGAGAAUCAGAUUGAGAAUGUUUCCAAGUCUGCUCAACUGUUGUACAAUAUAAUGGUUAUAAAAAUGGCCAUAAGAAGCUUUGAUGAGUGUUUCAGAGAUGUUUUUGUAAACACUUGAAUUCGAUGGGUUGACAAAAGAGAUCAGAUAAAAUUUGUAUUAAAUGUGUGUACAUGUUCAUUAAAGUGUCGAGAAAAAGUGUGAAGAUUUUCAAGUUGCUUUUAGAAGGUAAGUUUAUAUCACACCUAAAUCAUAUCUUGAUUUAAUAGAGUCUUAUAAGAAUUUAUUGUUGAUGAAAAAAGAGGAAUUGCUAACCAAUAGAUUAAAAUUAUCUUCAGGAUUAUAAAAAUUACAUGAAGUUAACAGCAUUAUAAGUGAUUUAAAAGUAAAAUUGACAUAAAUGCAACCAAUUCUCAAGUAAAAGACGAUUGAGCAAGAACAAUUAUUAUAAAAAUUAUAAAUUGAUUCUACUGAGGCGAAUAGAGUUAAAUAAUUGGUAUCAGAGGAGGAAAGACAAGUUAAUGAGUAGGCUUCUAAGAUUAAAGAGACAAAAGCGGAAUCUGAUAAAAUUCUGAAUGAAGCUAUUCCUACUCUAAAUGCAGCCGUAGAAUAACUAAAUACACUUAAUAGAAAUGAUAUAUCAGAAUUUAGAAAUAAUAGUAACCCUUAACCUAUAAUACGUUUCACUUUUGAAUGUGUGGCUAUAUUGUUUGAAGAAAAGUUGGAUUGGGAUUCAAUUAAAAAACUAUUGACAGAUCCCAAUUUCUUAUAAAAAAUGAAGGGACUGGAUGCGAGUCGUAUCAGGCCAGUAACUUAAAGCAAAAUUAAAACUAAAAUUACUAGCAAUCCAGAAUUCAUUCCAAGUUAAAUUUAGAAAAUUAGUAUUGCUGCUAAAUCAAUCUGUGAGUGGGUGAGGGCUGUAAGUGAAUUCACAGAUAUUAAUAAUGAUGUAGAAAAGAAAAAAACACAGGUUGAAAAUAUGAAUCAAUAGUUAGAGAAAGCAAAGAAGGAAUUGGCUUAAAAAUAAUCUGAACUUGCUCAAGUGGUGAGAAAAGUAACUGAACUAGAAAUACAAUUUAAUUCAAAUAAAUAAGAAAAAGACCUUUUGGAUUAAAAUAUUUAAACUACUCAAUAAAGAUUGAUAAGAGCUGAAGAACUUACAAUAGGAUUGGCUGAUGAAUAGGAUAGAUGGAAGGCCAAAGUUCAGAGUCUGAGUGAAGAAAUCUAAUUGCUCUUAGGAAAUAUGUUUUUAGGGAGUGCUAUUGUAACAUAUAUGGGACCGUUUUGUGGAACUUAUAGAAAUCAGUUAGUUUAGAAUUGGAUAGAAAAGGCAACAGAGUUAGCAUUGCCCUCAAUCAAAAAUUUUAAUUUUGAAUCUAUUUUAGGAGACACUCUUGAAAUUAAGUAAUGGAUUGCAAAUGGAUUGCCUAAUGACUCAAUCUCAAAGUCAAAUGGGAUAAUAUCUAAGUUCACCAGAUCCUACCCUUUGUUUAUUGAUCCUCAAUUGUAGGCUAAUACUUGGAUCAAAAAUACUUAUAGGGAUCAAAACCUUAAAAUCAUAAAGAGUACUUAGGAAGGGCUAGUUAAACAAAUUGAAAAUGCAAUAUAAACGGGAGUCCCUUUAUUACUUGAGGAUGCUUAGGAAUAACUUGAUAUUUCUUUAGAUCCUGUAUUACUAAGACAGGCAAACCCUUCAAAUAGAAAAAAGAAUAUUAAGAUAGGAGAUAAGGAAAUAGAAUUUGAUUCCAAUUUUAAAUUGUUCAUCUGUACUAAACUUUCUAAUCCAUAAUUCUUACCGGAAAUGUUUAUUAGGGUUACUGUGAUAAAUUUUACAGUAACAUAGUAAGGGUUGGAAGAACAAUUACUUGGAGAGAUUGUAUAGAUUGAGAAACCAGAUUUGGAAGAAGAACAAAAAGAUUUAGUUAAGAACAUCUCAGCAGGAAUGAGGAGUCUUAGGAAGAAUGAAGAUGAGAUAUUAAAUCUAUUGGCAAAUUCAAAGGGAAUGAUAUUAGAUAAUGUAGAUUUAAUUGAAAGUCUCAAAGUAUCUAAAUAAGAAGCUAUUUAAGUUAAAGAAACUUUAGUUACAUAAGAGUAGAAAUCAGCAGAAAUAGAAAACUCCAGAUUAUAAUAUUUACCAAUAGCCACAAGGGGAAGUCUGCUGUACUUUGUCAUUGCUGACUUUGCUCUUGUAGAUCCAAUGUAUUAAUUCUCGUUAAAUAUCUUCAAGAGACUUUAUUAGAGUGUGAUUAGGAACUCUGAAAAAAAUGAUAACAUUGAAAUUAGAAUAGCAACACUAUUAGAUAGUAUAACUGAAGCAAUUUACACUAAUAUUUGUAGAUGCUUAUUUAAUUAGCAUAAACGAAUAUUGUCAUUCUUGAUGGCUGUUAAAAUAUAAUUGAAUGCUAAAGAGAUAAGUUAUGGAGAAUGGAAUAUGUUUAUAAGAGGAAUCAAUUUAACAGUUUAACCACCUCCUAUGCCUAACACUUUCAAGAUGAAUUAGAAAACAUGGAAUGAAUUUUAUUAGUUAACAACUAUUCAUUAGAACUUUGCGUCAAUUUAUAAUCAAGCCUUGACAAAUUAAAAAGAAAUUGAAAAUAUGAUUCAAUCAGAAAAUCCAUGGAGUCUAAUAAGUGAUAUAUUGACACCGUUUUAGAAAUUAAUGAUGAUUAGAGUAUUGAGGAUGGAAGAAUCAUUUUAUGCCAUGACAUAAUAUGUGGAGGCAAUUUUAGGAAAGAAAUAUACUUCAAACUAUCUAUCUACAAUUGAAGAACUAUUUAAUGACACAGAUCAUAAGACUCCACUUAUUUUUAUAUUGAGUCAAGGAGUUGAUCCUUUGGCUAAUUUGAUGAGAUUUGUAAAUCAAAAGAAAAUAUCUUCAGAAAAAUUAAGAAUCUUAUCUUUGGGUCAAGGCUAAGCAAUUAUAGCAGAAAAGGCAAUUGAAAGUGGUGUCAAGAGUGGUGAAUGGAUCAUAUUAUAAAAUUGUCAUUUAUGUAAAACUUUCAUGGCAACACUAGAAAAGAAGUUAGAAUGGUUUGAAGAUCCAGAACUCUAAUCAUAAUUUAAUUCAGGAUUUAGAUUAAUACUGACCAGUAUGUCUUGCAAUUACUUUCCUGUAAGUGUUCUAUAGAAUAGUAUUAAAUAUGCAAUUGAAUCUCCUAAAGGAGUGAAAUAAAAUAUGUACAAGAGUUAUGUUGAUUUAACUGCGGAUUAGAUAGAAAAUUGUGAUAAAAAAGAAUCUUGGAAGAAAUUACUCUUUUCUCUUACAUUCUUCCAUGCUGUAGUUCUAGAGCGUCGUAAGUUUGGUCCAUUGGGAUGGAAUAUAAAUUACGAAUUCAAUGAUUCUGAUUUGGAAACCUCGCAAACAUAUCUAAAGAAUUUUCUAGAUUUGCAUUAAGAGAUUCCAUGGGAUGCAAUCUUGUAUGUAAUUGGUGAGAUUACCUAUGGGGGUAGAAUAACUGAUGAAUGGGAUAGGAGAUGUCUAUAGACAAUCUUAUGCAAGUACAUCAAUGAGGAUGCCUUGAAUGAUGGCUAUUAAUUUUCUGAUUCUGGAGUUUAUAAAUAACCUUGUGAGAUGAACAUAAUUGAUUACAGAAGAUUGAUUAAUAAAUACCCUGAUUUUGAGAAACCAGAAAUCUUUGGAAUUAAUGAAAAUGCAAAUCUAAUAUUCAAAUAAACAGAAUCUAAAACUGUAUUGGCUACCAUACUUAGUAUUUAACCAAUCGAAAUUGCUUAAUAAUCAAGUGAAUCAGAUCAAAAGACAAAAUCAAACGAUUAAAUUGUAUAUGAUAUUUGUGAGACGUUAAUCUAAAAGAUUCCAUUUUAAAUAAAGGAAUAAGAAAAGAAAAAAAAACUCACUUUAAUUAAUAUCUAAGGGGCUGCCUUGGAAAUUGAUUCCUUAAAAGUAUGCUUGAAUUAAGAGGUGCAAAGAUUUAAUCAAUUAUUAUAAAUAAUUGGAAGCUCAAUUAAGAAUUUGUAAGCUGCUAUAAAGGGUGAAGUAGUUAUGUCUGUUGAUCUUGAAAUGAUGUACAGCUCAUUCCUCAAUAAUCAAGUACCAUCUAUUUGGGUAAAUAAAGCAUAUCCAACUUUGAAACCUCUUGCUGCCUUUUAUGAAGACAUGAUAAAAAGAGUGACUUUCUUUAGAGAUUGGUUCAAUUUGGAGGCUGGACAGCUAAAAGGCUAUUGGCUAUCUGCUUUCUUCUUUCCUUAAGGAUUCUUAACUUCAUUACUAUAGACUUUUGGCAGGAAAAAUCAGAUUGCAAUAGAUGUGCUUAAAUUCAGCUAUAAGUUCUUCAAUUAUAUCGAUUAUGAGAUGAUUACUUCAAUGCCUGAAAUUGGGGCAUAUAUAUAUGGCUUAUUCAUUGAGGGGUGUAGAUUUGAUCUCAAUAAAGGGAUUUUAGAAGAUUAAUUGCCAGGAUAAUUGAUCUUCCAAGCUCCUGUAAUCCAUUUUAUACCAACUCAAGAUUAUAAACCAAAUUAGAACGAUUAUUCGAUGCCUUUAUAUAAAACUAGCCUACGUGCGGGAGUUUUAUCUACAACAGGGCUUUCAACAAACUUUAUUAGAGCAAUUGAUUGUCCUACUAAGAAGAACCCUGACUAUUGGAUUCUCAACGGCGCUGCUUUCAUCACUUAACUUAAUGAUUGA